AUGGGAAAUUAAAAAACGAAGCUUUAUUAGACGCAGCAGCUCUCAGAUUUCUUCUUCUUCUUUCUCCCAAACACCUCGAGAGGAACUCAUUUCUCUGACAGCCCAGCACCGCCGCGAUGACGUCAACCGAGACGGAAGACGCCGUACGACGUCGCACUGCCGUAACGGACUACCGCAAGAGACUACUCCAGCAUAAGGAGCUCGAAUCCCGUGUCCGCGCAGUGCGAGAAAACUUGCGAGGAGCUAAGAAGGAGUUUGGGAAAACUGAAGAUGACUUGAAGUCGCUUCAAAGUGUUGGUCAGAUUAUUGGGGAAGUGCUGAGACCUCUUGAUAAUGAACGCUUGAUAGUGAAGGCAAGUAGUGGCCCUCGGUAUGUGGUUGGCUGUCGCAGUAAAGUGGACAAGGAGAAACUAACAGCGGGUACUCGUGUUGUUUUGGACAUGACUACUCUGACUAUCAUGAGGGCUCUUCCGCGAGAGGUUGAUCCAGUAGUGUAUAAUAUGCUUCAUGAAGAUCCUGGUAAUGUUAGCUACUCUGCUGUGGGAGGGCUAGGAGAUCAGAUCCGAGAGCUUAGGGAAUCUAUAGAGCUGCCUCUAAUGAACCCUGAGCUCUUCCUUAGAGUGGGCAUCAAACCUCCUAAGGGUGUUCUUCUCUAUGGACCUCCGGGAACAGGGAAGACUUUGCUAGCCAGAGCAAUUGCAAGUAACAUAGAUGCUAACUUUCUGAAGGUUGUAUCAAGUGCCAUUAUUGAUAAGUAUAUUGGUGAGAGUGCAAGAUUGAUCAGGGAAAUGUUUGGUUAUGCUCGUGAUCACCAGCCCUGUAUCAUUUUUAUGGACGAGAUCGAUGCUAUUGGUGGACGGCGUUUUAGUGAAGGGACCAGUGCAGAUCGUGAAAUCCAGCGGACACUCAUGGAGUUGCUUAACCAAUUAGAUGGAUUUGAUCAACUUGGAAAGGUGAAAAUGAUCAUGGCAACAAAUAGACCUGAUGUUCUAGAUCCUGCUCUUCUUCGACCAGGGAGACUGGAUAGGAAAAUAGAGAUACCAUUGCCUAAUGAACAGUCAAGAAUGGAAAUUCUUAAAAUCCAUGCUGCUGGUAUAGCUAAACAUGGGGAAAUUGAUUACGAGGCAGUCGUGAAGCUUGCUGAGGGCUUUAAUGGAGCAGAUCUGCGGAAUGUCUGCACUGAAGCUGGGAUGUCCGCUAUCCGUGCUGAACGCGAUUACGUCAUUCAUGAAGAUUUUAUGAAGGCUGUAAGAAAAUUGAACGAAGCCAAGAAACUGGAAUCUAGUGCACACUACAAUGCUGAUUUUGGGAAGGAAUGAGGCAGACUUUGAAUCAAUCUAAAGAGUUGCUACGAGAAAUUUCAAGCAUCUGCUUUCAAUUGGACUUUAUCAUGAAAUGUGGAAUGUGGUACUGCAAUAUAGGUUCCAAAAAAAAUCUUUUACCGCUGUUCCGGUUCUCUUGGACAACAUUUACUUCUGAGAUCUUUAGAUUUUCAUAUUAUUAUUGUUGGGACAGUCUGUUUGCUUAGUUUACUGUACUUUUGAGACAUCUUCUGUAGUUAAUAUCAGUGGUGGCUCGCAAUGAAAGUGUUUCUCUUAUCUUUA
Messenger RNA from Argentina anserina (silverweed cinquefoil), 1604 nucleotides. RefSeq names its product 26S proteasome regulatory subunit 10B homolog A. Gene Ontology annotation, cellular component: cytosolic proteasome complex; proteasome regulatory particle, base subcomplex. Gene Ontology annotation, molecular function: ATP binding; proteasome-activating activity; ATP hydrolysis activity. Gene Ontology annotation, biological process: positive regulation of RNA polymerase II transcription preinitiation complex assembly. Lineage: Eukaryota; Viridiplantae; Streptophyta; Magnoliopsida; Rosales; Rosaceae. The coding region runs from base 117 to 1319 and encodes 400 amino acids. The record is from RefSeq and is a predicted model, not a curated record. The transcript is spliced from 10 exons.